This is a messenger RNA of Parnassius mnemosyne (clouded apollo), 680 nucleotides long. NCBI's taxonomy places the organism in Eukaryota, Metazoa, Arthropoda, Insecta, Lepidoptera, Papilionidae. The record is from the annotation of a GenBank genome assembly.
AUUCUUCGAUCGAUAUUUGAAGAGAUAACAACAUGAAAUCGAUCAUCUUAGUCGCUCUCAUUGGAGUGUGCGCUGCUGGCGCACUCCCAGCGUACGUUCCACAGUACCGGUACUACCAGGACCUAAGACCCAGGGCUGCGUUGGAAAGAAACGCCGCUAUCCUGAGGUCAGAUUCCGAAGUCAACGACCAGGGCUACCAUUACGCCUUCGAAACGGAAAACGGUAUUCAAGCCGAAGAGACCGGACGGGAAGCAAAUGGAAUUCAAGCUCAAGGCGGAUACUCAUACGUUGGUGAUGACGGUCAGGUGUACAGUGUGAGGUACACCGCCGACUCCAACGGCUUCCAGGCGCAAGGUGCCCAUCUCCCCACCUCGCCGCCUGUCCCAGAGGCUAUCGCUAGAUCUCUCCAAGAGAAUGCCAGAGAUGAAGCCAAUGGUAUUUUUGAUGACGGAAGCUACCAUCAGGGAAAAUACACGGACGCUUCAGGGUCAGGGGUAGUCAUAGCGCGUAAUCGUUACAACCUUCCCUACAGACAGUACCUCGGCUCCGGUUUCAGGAACUAUUAGUAGAGGCGCAUCGAUGAAUUUUAUGUUACGUGCCAUCGGAAUAUGUAGUUUAAGAUUAUACAUAAUAUCGUCUUCUGUUUAAGCAAUAUAAUAAAUAGUUUUUUGUAUUCUUUU